Messenger RNA from Saccostrea cuccullata (small rock oyster), 1251 nucleotides. RefSeq names its product ELL-associated factor 1-like. Gene Ontology annotation, cellular component: super elongation complex. Lineage: Eukaryota; Metazoa; Mollusca; Bivalvia; Ostreida; Ostreidae. The record is from RefSeq and is a predicted model, not a curated record. The transcript is spliced from 7 exons. Gene Ontology annotation, biological process: regulation of DNA-templated transcription; transcription elongation by RNA polymerase II. Bases 119 to 859 code for a protein of 246 amino acids. Gene Ontology annotation, molecular function: transcription elongation factor activity.
CAAAUAUACCGAACAGUAUUGAAAAAUUGUGAAGCUUGAUCGAAAUGUAGCAGAUGUUGGUCUGUUUUCGUGUUUAUUUCAAUUUUAUCUACACAGUGGACAGUUUUUUAUCUUUGAAAUGACAGAGAAGAUACUUCCAGUCGAUAGCAAAGUCCAUGAACUUAAGUUAGGUUCAAGUUUUGAUCCUAAAUCUCGAGUUGCCUUCCACUCUUUCCGCUAUGAUUUCAUGCCAGCAUCAGUUGACACGUCACAACAAGGACUGGUGGAUGUAGGGGAGGGGCACCAGGUGACAGUGGGACUGCCCCAUGUCGAGGGUUCUGGUACAUCACACACCAUGUACAAAGGCAACAAGCGGCCGAGUCCUAAAGAAUGCGUUCUAAUUAUAGACCAUCAGACAGGGGCAUUCACUCUGGAGCGACUCUCCAACACUGUCAACUUAAAAAAGACCAGAAUGGAGGGCAGUAGUAAAAUAUCCCAGAGCAGCCGACCUUUGACCCCUGUGGAUGUCAACAAGAGAUCCCCAGUCAAACAGAAAGCCGUGGCCUCGUCUUCAGUCAGCGUCAGCCCCCCGACCCCCCAGGUAGAGUCCCCGACCGUCACCCCCGUACACGAUGACCCUAAAAUGGAGGACUCCCAGAAACCGGAACAGAGUUGGAUUGGAUUUAUCAGCAGCAGUAGUGACUCAUCCAGCGACUCGGAUAACUCAGCUAGUGACUCAGAAGACGAGUCCAAAACAAACAAUGAUAAAUCAGGACAGGGUCUGUUUAGAUCCCAGCCUCUCUAUCAGUCAGCCCCUCCUUCCUCCAACAUCCUGGGUAAAGAUCUGGAAUUGAGUGACGACGAUAGUGAGAGCGAUUGAGAGCCUGGGAAUUCUGGGAAGGUUGGAAGGUUGGAAAAGUGGAAUUCUGGGAAGAUUUGGAGAAGUUGUUGACAUUGUUGUCAUAGAGGACUCCCAGUACUGCUUUAAACGGACAUUGUUCUUAUGCUGUUGCUUUAUACACAAUGUAAGGGUAGUGUAUCCUUACUGAGUGAUAGGAAGUUUGGAAGAAUGGUACUGUAAACCAACUUUUUUUCGUGUGCGAGAAUUUUUCGCGAGGUUCAGGAGUCUCGUCAUCUGGAAUAUUCCUAUAAAGCAGUCCUUAAAGUCUCUCUCUUUUAACAACACAUCCAAAAAGGCUUUGAUCGCAAAAAUUUAUUGUGGCGAACUAGUUUCACCCUGGUGAAAAGUCGUCACGAUUAAAAGCUGUUUUU